CCCAGCGUCUUCUUUACUUUAAUCCUCAUAAAUUAUCAGAGGAAGACUUGGGUUGGGUCUUGGUUGGGCUGGGGUAAUCACUCAUAAUCAUUGAAUUAGCUCCGUUACUUUUUCUCUCCAUUGAAGCAGCCGCGCCACAAACGGGGUGGGGGAAGGCACCUUUUCACUCUCUCUCUCUCUCUCUCUUCAUCUCUCGCUCUCAGGAAGGGAGCGACAAUGGCCAUUCGACUGCGACUUCUUCAUUAGUCUCUCUCUCUUGCCGAAGCUAAUAAGUUUGUUUAGUCAAGGGAAGACCAACCCCUUUUGAGAUUUGUCUCUCCCAUCCCAAGGAUAUUACUGGGUCAAUCUUAAUUCCGCGGCUGCUCUGCUCCAGGGAGAAAAGAAAGAUCUGGGGAAAAGGGAAGAUAUGGAGGAAGAGAAGAAGAGCAAGGAAGAGGCUCCCCGGCUGCUGGUUCAGAGCCUGAUCGAUAUGGUGAACGAGAUAGCUUCCAUCUCGGAUUACAGGUGCUCGGUGAAGAAGCAGUACUGCAACCUAGCUCGGAGGUUGAAGCUCUUGACCCCAAUGUUCGAAGAAAUUCGGGAGAGCAAAGAGGCGAUCCCCGAGGAGACUCUGGAUUCUCUGGCGUCUUUGCAGGUUGCUCUCGGUUCAGCCAAGGAAUUGCUCAGAUUCGGGAGCGAAGGCAGCAAGAUUUAUCUGGUAUUGGAGAGAGAGGACAUAGUCGUCAAGUAUCAUGAGUUGACAUUUCAGUUGGAAGAAGCUCUAAGUGGAAUCGCUUUGGAAAAACUUGACAUAUCAGAUGAAGUUAAAGAACAGGUUGAGCUCGUCCUUUCCCAGUUCAGGAGAGCCAAAGGGAAAUUCGAAUUCCCUGAUACGGGCCUCUAUAUCGAUAUUGUUAAGCUUCAUGAAGAAACUUUUGAUGCAUCAGAAGUUCCUGCUCUUCUACGGAGAUUGUCCGAGAAGCUACAACUAACUGGGAUUGAUGAGCUUACUCAAGAGUCACUUGCUUUGCAUGAGAUGGUUUCUGCUACAGGUGGAGACCCCGAGGAGAAAAUAGAGAAGAUGUCGAUGCUACUUAAAAAGAUCAAGGAUUUUGUUCAAACUGAGAAUCCCAACAUGGAUGCUCCUGGGGGAAAAGGUGCUCCUCCCAGUGGCAGUGGACAAGCUUCAACCGACGAAAAUCACAAAGUUCUAGUGAUACCAGAUGAUUUCCGCUGUCCUAUAUCUCUAGAAUUGAUGAAGGAUCCCGUCAUUGUAUCAACAGGGCAGACCUACGAACGAACCUGCAUUGAGAAAUGGCUGGAAACACAUGGAACAUGUCCAAAGACGCAGCAAUCUCUUGCUGGUACCACGCUCACCCCCAACUAUGUCCUACGAAGCCUCAUUGCCCAGUGGUGCGAAGCAAAUGGAAUCGAACCACCAAAACGACCAAGCAGUUCUAGAACCAGCAAAGUGACGUCUUCCUUCUCCCCUGCUGAACGUACAAAGAUCGAAAUACUCCUCCAAAAGCUCACGUCUGGAACUCCUGAGGAUCAGCGUUCCGCUGCAGGCGAGGUCCGCCUUCUCGCCAAACGUAAUGCCGACAACCGUGUUGCUAUUGCUGAAGCUGGUGCAAUUCCUCUCCUAGUUAGCCUCCUCUCAACGCCCGACUCUCGCACCCAAGAACAUGCUGUGACGGCUCUGCUUAACCUCUCCAUAUGCGAGGACAACAAAGGCAGCAUCAUAUCGGCUGGAGCAGUUCCUGGUAUAGUAAAUGUGCUGAAAAAGGGUAGCAUGGAAGCCCGGGAGAAUGCUGCUGCUACCCUUUUCAGCCUUUCAGUCAUCGAUGAAAAUAAGGUCAUAAUUGGUGCUUCUGGAGCUAUUCCCCCACUGGUGAUGCUUCUGAGUGAAGGCACCCAGAGAGGGAAAAAAGAUGCUGCAACUGCACUGUUCAACUUGUGUAUUUAUCAGGGGAACAAGGGGAAGGCGGUCAGGGCUGGGGUGAUCCCCACACUGAUGUGUUUGCUUACCGAGCCAGGUGGUGGGAUGGUUGAUGAAGCUCUGGCAAUACUAGCGAUAUUGGCUAGCCACCCUGAUGGUAAGGCUGCCAUUGGUGCUGCUGAGGCUGUACCUGUUUUGGUUGAAGUUAUUGGAAGUGGAUCUCCAAGGAACAGAGAAAAUUCAGCUGCUGUUUUGGUGCAUCUUUGUUCCGGAGAUCAGAAAUAUAUGGCUGAGGCACGAGAGCUCGGAGUGAUGGCACCACUUUUAGAUUUGGCGCACAAUGGGACCGAACGAGGAAAGCGAAAGGCUCAGCAGCUGCUUGACCGUAUUACUAGGCUCAUUGAACAGCAGAAGCAGGCCGAAGGCCAGUCAGAUGCUCAACAUCAACCAAACGGGCCAUCAUCCGCUGUCAUGAAUCCUGCAGAUAGCUAACAAAAAUUUUCGAGCUUCUGUGUUUGCUUUGAUUUUGUGGUUCCGGUUAAAUAUAAAUAUAAAUAUAUGUCGAUACACCCAGAGGCCGACUUCUUCUAAUUUGAGAGGGAAAGGUGGAAGAUCACCUGAUCCCGCCCAUCUAUAAGCGCUAUUUAUUUUGAAGGCGAGUGAUGGCAGCUGCAAACUUGCAUGGUGAAAAAGGUAUGCUACACAGUUAAGAGAACGGUGCAAGGGCAGGAAACAGAAGGGGUUUCACAUAUAAAAUGUGUCUGAAGUGCUGCACCAUUGUUGUAACAUGUAAUCAUCCUCUCAACAUUUUUUUCUUCAUAGAAGAGAUGUGUUUCUGCUUUUGGGUGUAUUUUUCGUCGCCGCGAAAGACCAAUGUAAGUUAUCAUCGUGAUGUUGUAUAUCUGCUGCUGCAAGUGCUCAAAGAGUUGUUCAGGCGACCUUGUUUAACUGUCUGAUUUGUCUUUGAAUGUCCUUACCUUGUUUCUGCCUGUAGGCUCCCCUCAAGUGAAGCUUAGGAGAGGUGAAUGGUGAUUAGAGUGGUGGAUUCAUGACAUAGUACAAUAUUGGCC
Messenger RNA from Linum tenue, 2988 nucleotides. The record is from the annotation of a GenBank genome assembly. NCBI's taxonomy places the organism in Eukaryota, Viridiplantae, Streptophyta, Magnoliopsida, Malpighiales, Linaceae.